UAGAAAUAGUAAUAGAGGGGAAGUAAUUGAAUACGUGUAACGAGAAAAAGAAAAAAGAAAAAGAAAGAAAAAGAAAAGAAAAUAUAUUAAUAACAAUUGGAUUCUUUGGAAUCAAGUUGGACUUGAAAUGAUGACCCUCGUAACCGAUACCGUUCCGUACGCUUACGACACCGUUACAAGCAGGUCGAGUUACGACACAUAUCGACAUCAUCACCUGCACCAUCAUCAUCAUCAUCAUCGUCAUAGACACAUCUAUGCGUCCACGGAUAACGAAUAUCUUCCGAGUUACGUUAGCAAAAGAGACACGGAGGAACGGCAGAUGAGGAACGUAAAUGCCGAUAACAGUUUGGCGUCGGUCAGCUCUAAUCACUUUCGUCAUGAAAAUGUCAGGACACAAUCUAGAUACAUCCUAGAUUCGGACGAUGCAUCCUCGGUUGUCUCGGCUGAUGCUUCUGCUGAUUUAGAAUCACCUUCGGCAGAUGGGGAAGAAACGAAUGAGAGUGAAACGGUUGAACAUGUUCCUCAUCCACACGUCCUGGACACCGGUUCACCUCAUGGACCACGGAGGUGCUUGCUUUGGGCUUGCAAAGCUUGUAAAAAGAAAACUGUCACCGUUGAUCGUAGGAAAGCUGCCACGUUGAGAGAAAGAAGACGUUUGAGAAAGGUUAACGAAGCCUUCGAAGUAUUAAAACGAAGAACUAGCAACAAUCCUAAUCAACGUUUACCAAAAGUUGAGAUACUUAGAAAUGCGAUAGAAUAUAUCGAAAGCUUGGAAGCAUUGUUGCAAGGGAACCGAUCUUCUGGCUCGCAGGAUCACGUGUCGAUGGAAAAUAUGAACGGGGAGUCACCGCAAUACGUGACGGACAGACUUCGACAAUUCUCGGAUCCCUUGGCAAGGUUUCAACCAAUUAACGGAUUCGAACAAGUUGAAACUUCGUCGGUUCAAGGUAACGGAAGCAGUUUGGAUUGUUUGAGUAUGAUCGUUCAAAGUAUAAAUGGACCAGCACAAGCUCCUAUGGAAAGUCAUUACUCGUCGCAUCAUUAAGGUUAAGACAGUAUUAAAAAAAGAAAACGGGAUGAGAUUUAUCGAGUUUCGAUAAAAAAAAAAAAAAAGAAGAAGGAUAAGAGAGAAAAAAAGAAAUUGCUAUACUCUCGACGUGUGUGGAAUAAUCGCAGGAACGGCAACAGCAACAGCAAAUGCGUUCUGAAGUAUUCGUAAAAAAUAUAACGUCGAUUAGUUGAAUGUUUAUCGUUCGAAUUGAAAUCCCAAUGAAUUACGAAUGAACAUUUAUCGAGGACUAGAUUAGCUCGAUUGAAGUUUAAAUACGUAUCCAUCCCCGUAUACGUUUCUGAGAGACUCUGGACGUAAAAAAGAAAAAAAAUAUAAAAGAAAUAAAAGA
Polistes canadensis is the source of this 1400-nucleotide messenger RNA. It is a transcript of the gene nau, whose product is annotated as transcription factor SUM-1. NCBI's taxonomy places the organism in Eukaryota, Metazoa, Arthropoda, Insecta, Hymenoptera, Vespidae. Bases 128 to 1045 code for a protein of 305 amino acids. The transcript has 5 exons. Gene Ontology annotation, biological process: regulation of transcription by RNA polymerase II; muscle organ development; positive regulation of myoblast differentiation. Gene Ontology annotation, molecular function: RNA polymerase II cis-regulatory region sequence-specific DNA binding; protein dimerization activity; DNA-binding transcription factor activity, RNA polymerase II-specific. The record is from RefSeq and is a predicted model, not a curated record.